Molecule: messenger RNA, 2052 nt
Organism: Suillus subaureus
Lineage: Eukaryota; Fungi; Basidiomycota; Agaricomycetes; Boletales; Suillaceae
Exons: 21
Coding region: 91-2007 (638 amino acids)
Source: RefSeq, a predicted model, not a curated record
CUUUGAUAAUCUAGAGUUGCAGGAAAGUAGAAAUCGACCAUCAUAUUUUAUUAGCAAUGAUGUUCAAACCAUGCACAGCUACGACCGUAUAUGACUUCGUACACAUCGAUUGUGGAGGGGGAGUCGUUAGCGUGGCAUCUAGUAGAUAGUAUUCGUAUCUAUGGAGCAUUUGAGGUACUUUCAUCUAGUGCAGUCACACUCGUGGAUGUGCCUGGUUUUGGAGAUGCAAACAAAGCGAGAACCAAGCGGACUGAGGAAUGCCUCAAAACUGCUGAAGUUGUUAUAUUAGUGGCAGACAUCAAGCGGGCAGCUGAUGACCAGGCGAUGCGCGACUACUUUAUGAAGUUUUUACGCCAAAUGAUUCGUAUAGACGGAAGCAUGGAGUCACUUAUGAUUGUGCUCACUGGCGCGGAUGUGCGAAUCGACGAGGACCAGCUGCAUCAUCUUGAUUCAACACAACGCCACAAAAUCCAGCAAAUGUGUCAGGAGAUUGACCGACUUAGUGACAACCUAGAAGAGCAACAAAUACAGGCAGAGAUGCUCCAUACUGAGCUCGACAAUAAUCGAAGGGACAAUACAGUGGCACCAUUGUCAGAAAUCGCGCAGCGCAUGCAGUGCAACACAGUGAUGAAAGAUCAGACAUACAAACAACUGCGAUUAACAAUCGCAGCCAAAGAUGCGUAUGUUGCACAUCAACGUUCUUCUCAUGUACGAAAUAUCUUUCUGCAUCUUUACCAUUGCGUGUACCGCAAUAUUAUUCAGAACUCCACCCAUGAACCCCCUCCACUACCCCUGUUUUGUAUUGGAAGCAUGGAUUUCAAUCAACUUAUGGGGGUGAAUAGACGUCACAGAGCCCCUUUGGUUUUUACCACUCCUGAAGAUACUGGUAUCCCAAAAUUGCGUCAACACAUUCAUGAUUUUGGUUGCAGGAAUGCACUUUCCGAUAUCAAGGCAUGCGUGCAUAGCUCCACCUUGCUAUGGGAAGAAAUCGAGAGCUUCUUCCUUUCUGCAAGACAAGAUUUGAGGCUCAUGGCCUAUGAGAAUGUGGCAAGAGGCUUGGCAGAAGGCCUCAAAGAUACUGUUGACGAGAUUCGCAAGGAUUCAGGAGGCAAGAUGGACAAUAUUAUCAAUGAGCUGGAGAAUGCUCUCAAAAUUCAAGCGGAGCAGGCAGCCAAGCGCAGUAUCAAGACUAUCAAGACACUCGGAGAAGACUACAGAUGGCACAGCUACCGUGCACUCAUGCGCCGAGAGGGUGAAUGGGGAUCCGUAGAUCUCAAUGAAAACCUUGUGCAGGGAAUGUUGGACGGCGCUGUAUCAAGCUUUUUCACUGACUUUAUCCGGUCCAAACUACAGUCGCUCGCUGCGGCAAUAUCAAAUAAGGCGGAUACGGCCAUCCUAUCAAUUAAAAACCGAGCCCAACGAAUGGCAACGAUUGCACCACGUAUCAACAAUGCAUGCAAGCUUAUUCAUCCUUCGGACAUGAUAAAACCUGCAAGAGAGACAUAUUUGUCAGCCAUUUUAGCGAUGCAAAAAGAGUUCUGUGGAACAUUCAAGGGCCUGCUUCGUGAGGAGCUGGAGGACAAUUACCAUGCCAUGGCAAGUGAGUCUGGUCCGGGAAUGUUCCAACGCAUGAAGGAUCGAAAUGAGAAGCAGUUCAGUCAAAGAAAUGCUCAGGAGCUAUAUUCCAGACUUGUCGAUCAGGCCAUGACAGCAAUCCGCAUGGCGCGGAACAAGGGUGAGACAGCGCUUGACGAGGCACUGGGCCGAUUGUAUUCGAGCAUUGAUCGCUCUCUUGUUUGCAUGCAGGGAAACGAUCAAAUAUGCAAAGUCAAACGGAGAAAUAUGCAAAGAUUUCUUGAAGAAGAGUGCAGCAGGCCACUCGCACAGGUGAUGACCAUCACCGGUCAGGAUAUGCCAAGUGUUACACUGAAAUUUGGAACUCGCACAAUGCGCUCCAUAACUCCUCAAGAUCUCCACCAAUGUACUAUUAUAUUUCUUCAUUUGUAAGGUCAUAUGCAAAACAUGUUCCGCUAACUAGAAUAAAGAUUCUCU